Messenger RNA from Aedes albopictus (Asian tiger mosquito), 6283 nucleotides. It is a transcript of the gene Reph, whose product is annotated as dual 3',5'-cyclic-AMP and -GMP phosphodiesterase 11. NCBI's taxonomy places the organism in Eukaryota, Metazoa, Arthropoda, Insecta, Diptera, Culicidae. Bases 1601 to 2917 code for a protein of 438 amino acids. The transcript has 5 exons. The record is from RefSeq and is a predicted model, not a curated record.
GGAUGGCUCCAAGGUUAACUGAGAAACAAGAAGCUUAUUGAAAACUAGUUUAUUUUUAAUAAAAAAACAACUUAUUCAGAAUAUGUACCUCAAGCUUUGUUCAUUGAUGGCUCUGAUAGUUUUGAACUAAUAACUUUCCCAUUCGACCUACGUCCCCAUCAUCAUUGUAAAGCAAUACUUGUCAGUUGUACGUACACGUAAUGUGUAGAACACUCACCUUUCCGUAACGGAGAAGGUGAUGGAUGCUAACACUUCCAACUACGACGACGACGACCACGCCAGCGCAGAAUGUGUGGAAAAUCACUCCCCCACACAUAGGCAUUCCCCACAGUCAGUCAGUCAGUGAUGGUUGAUUUGGGUACCUACCAUUCGGUGUGAGCUGAGUACCGUGGCGACCGAUUUGAUCCACCACCGGUCGGUCGGAGAGUGAGAGUUCUUUGUUGUACGAGUUACGGAGUGCAACUUCAGAAUGAAAACUCGCGGACCGGUUCCUGAAAUCAAUGUCUUCAGAGCAUCGUGCCGUGCCGUGCCGUAUGUGCCACUCUCAUCAUCGGCUGGGUGACGGAGGGCGGUGGAAAAAGCUCUUCUCCCUUCGCCGCGUUGGAGUAGCACAUGUUGUAGCAUUAGUAAGGCAGCGGGUGGUAGUAAAAGGAAAAAGCUACUCCUUGCGGAGGGUUCAUUGUAUGUCGCGCUAGUAGGUACCGUACGCCGUACGCUGGUUGGUUUGGUGUGCGCUCUUGUAGUUGUAGGGUACAUAGAGCUGAGAGGAGCAUUACGCUCGGUCGUCGGUCGUUUGGUCGUGGCGUAGUUUUCCGUGCUUUGACAUUCAUGUACAAAUUUUCUGGAGAAAUUGCGGUAAUGUGGCCUCAGUUGUCGGCAGAAGUGGAAGCGGAGCAGCAUCCUGAGUUUUAGGAGUACAUUAUCUCGGUAGCGAGCACGGAGAGUGUCUCUAUACUGGAGCGGUCCCAUAAGAAGCACCCAGCGUACGUAGUGUAUUGUGAGGUUGCAAUUUUCUUUCUUCCGACCGUCAUCAGCAUCAUCGCCGUCAUCGGCAGCAGGACUCGUGACGGAAGGAGCAGUAGAGUGUAUUUUAAGGAAGAACGAAAGGCUCUCCGACAGGCCGCAAAGCUAUAUCUGGCUGGCACUACCAGACAGUUCGUAGCGGCAGCAGCACUCUGGAAAAGAACGGCGUUGUGAACAGAGGCAACAUUGGAUUCCUCUUUUGCCAAAUUGGCCUACCCCGGACAAAGAUGGUGUAGUGAAUAGUAGUGGCCUGAAGUCUGAAGUUGGAAGUGGUGUAAAAGAAAAGUUCCUAUUUAGACGACAUUCCUCGAGGGUGUCUCUAUAAAACCAAUUCUAAGCCGUUCCCGUUUAAGCCUAGGGACUGUGGACAAGUGUCUUUCCUUUGUGGAAUCUGAAUAAAUUUGUAAUCGUCUUACGGGUAGUGAGGAUAGAGUGUGAAAUUGUUCCGUUCCUAGACGGCUGCGUGUAAAAAGGUGACAUUGAGUUGGAAUUUUCGUGAAGGUCUACGGCCUCGCUGCUUCUUUCGUACGUCAGCGAUCGUAACUCGAGAGGAAUCCAAUCAGCAGCAGAGAGCGAGAUGCCAGGACUUUUCCCAAACAUCGACGGUCAUGAUUCGGGUACGGAGUCCGAUGGUGACUUGGAUCAGGAGGACGAUCUGAUUCAGGAACACGAUAUGGAGCUAAGUUUAAGUUCCCGACAAGACACCGUAUCGCCAACGGAUACGGCAUGCUCCUCCGAAUCGCCGGCGUUUCUGGGUGCGGCCUCACAUCUGCUCCUGUACGACCAGAACAGUUCCGAAGAGGAGCUGGAAGUGAUCAACGGUAGUGUUCUGGAGGCGAGCAGUGAAACCGAAGGCGAUGGGGGUGGAGAUGGCGGCGGGGGUGGUGCAGACUGUGCCAGCGGUAUUGACCUAGGAAGCAGCGAAAGUCUCAGUCGGUUGGCCUCGGGACACCACCCGGAACUGGCCGAGGUGGACUUCAGUAGCCCUGCGGGCGAUGAGCUAGACGAGUGCACCGAGGAGCUGUGCCUGGUAGCAGCGUCCCCAGUGGCCGGUGCGCUUCGGCCGCUGGCAAUCACGCCCACCCAGGUGGGAGCCGGCAAGCGGUGUAGUUCAAAUAAUCUGCUUGAAAAGCGCAAACGAUCUCUAGCGCACAGCUCGGAUGAGGAGGUUCGUCAUCUGCUCGAACAUCAGCAUCAGCAACAGCAUCAUCAUCACCAUCACCACCAUCACCAGCCGUUGAUGUCGGCGCCACCGGUAAAUUUCCGCACGUCGCCCCCACUAGAAGCUUUAAAACCACACCGUGGCCAUAUAAUCCAGCGUUCGACCACCCCGCUCAUCCUGACGGAGAGUGGCCGCGGUCUGGAGCACAUUAGAAUAUCAUCGUCCUCGUCGAUCUCGUCGACGACGUCUUCGCUCUCGUCCCUGGGAGGGGCCUCCGUCGGCACGGUCUACGGAGGUGGCAUCGGGGGCCUGCCCACCUGUGAUAGUCCGGCCGCGCUGCCGUCCGGCCUCAGCAACCACCACCACCACCAGCACCACCAUCAAGCGCAGAAUAGUAGCAACAAUCUAGCACUGUUAAGUACAACAAAUACUCCCACGGGUGCGCCCGCGACGCCAGUGGGAAUGCCAUUCAUUGGCCAGGAACCGCCCGGUGCCGCCGCCAUAGCGAUAGCCAAUAUGGAAAUCAGCCGGUCGGUUAGCCCCCCGGCGAAGGUGUUUCACUGUGCGGUAUCGCCCCGCCGGAGACAGAGCCGCCACCAGCAGCAGAGGAUGCCACGACCGCACAGGCCAUGUUUAGAUUUCGAUAAGAUGCAGCAACUCAAAGCACGAUCGGUGACCACCUGGCGGCACAGCAACGAGCACUCGGGCGAGCUGUCCGUGUUCUGCUGGUGAUGAUGAGCACCCGGCGAACGAUGAGCCAAUGGAGGGGGCGGCGACGUCGACGGUAUCGAUUGCUGCUGCACGCCCCAAAAUGGCCACAACGUUUGUCCUGAAGGAUUGAUGAAGCGGAUCGAAGGUGCAACAGCCGCCACGCAGAGGACAACACAAGAGGACAUUAGGACGAUUAUUACGACGACGACCGUUUGGACCGAAAAGCUACGUGUGUUUAUUGUUUAUUUUUUCUAUCACUCGGAGUUUUGCUAAACUGACUCACUCACAUCAGAUGAAAAAGCCACCAUGAUCCGAUUUUCUAGGUUUUGACAGAGUUGACUCACGAGCAUGAUUGAGAGGAUAUUUGUUGAGCAUCAUUGAGAGUUCCGAUCCAAGGCGUAUUUCAUUGUUUCUGUUGUGGUAGUGAAUGUAAUCUAAUGAAAUACAAAGGAAAUUUCACUUCUCAUGAAAGCGAUUCAAGGACGGCCGGAUGUGAGGUGUACUGAAGCUGGUUACAAGUUUUGUGAAGCUAAAAACAAAAAACUCUGUUAUUAAUGGAUAAGAAUUUACAAGAAACAAUGUUUUAUCGAUUAGUUUAAGCUUAAUCUAUUACAUUUCAAAGCAAUUUUGUGAUUUUAAUAUUUAGUAGUGUGUUUUUAUGUUAAUCUUUUUAUCUCAUACUCACAAGUGAACCAACAAAUUACUGCUACUGUUCACAAAGAACAAUUCAACCCCAGUAGAAUAGUUAGUAUGAUAUGAUUUGUUUGCAAUCGAGUUGAGGAUGUUAUCUGAAGAAGAGUAUUACUCAGCAUUUGUUGAAAAAAAAAGUAAAAUAUUGGCACGUUUGCGUGAUUCAAUGGAAAACACUGAAACUGAUGUGUAAAUCGAUGUUUUUAAAAGUUAUGAACGUCAAAAGUAUUGGAGAAUGAUUGGUUGAAUAUUUAAUAAAAGACGUAAUAUAAGUAUCUCUAGUUCUCAGGGAUCUAGGGCAUAACUAAAAGAUAUUCUGAAUACUUGGCUCGUACUAUACCGAACGAUUGAUGUGCAAGUGGGUUUUCUUGAAAUAUUUCUGUUGGUGGGGCCCUCCAUGAGGCAAAAAUCUAGGAAGGAAACCGAUAACCCUAGCAACCAGAUUCUGCCAUUUUAAACAUGCACACAGUAAGGAACAACUACAAAUGAAGAUACUGCCGCAAUAUCUACUCUGUCAUUAAUUGAGAAGCCAGCAACUGACACUUUGAAAGACGAGCAAUUUUCUAUCGAAUCUACGACAGUUCACAUUUCUCCGCAUUGAUCUCCAGACUGGUGAAUCACAUUAAUGACAGAAGCAGUUAACUUAUAUAACUCGUCUUACUGUAACACCUGUAAGAAGAACUCGAAAAACACGAAAAAAGCGAAUAAUUUUAAAAGAAAUACAAAACAAACUCGAUCCACUCAAUUGUAGUUCACGAAACGAGAAAAUCGUUUCUGAAAUAUGAAUCGCAUCGCGAGAAAAACGACAAAUACAUUAUUAUUAUGAUUAUUAUACACAUAUUUUACCGGAAAACAAAACUAAACAACAGAACACAGCAAAUCAUAGAAUAUAAAUAGCCAUAACAAAAAAUUAUCAUUAGUCAUUUAAUGGAAAGCAGAAUGAACGGUCAGAGGGCUCAUGUUAGAAUUCCACAAUAAUGUCCAACGUUUUGACGGAACGAACAAGUACUUUCACUUGAUGAUGAACCCAUAGCACGGAGCGAUACUUUACUAGGUGUGAUUUACAUUUAUUGAUACAAAUACGAUACGUAGAAAGCUAAAUACCGAGUAUACUUGCUGCUAGUAGUCAAACUCACCAGGCAAAUUAUGGUUUUCCAUUUUCUUUUUCUCAAUGGAGACUGACCUCCCCUCUAAACCCGUGACAAAUAAGCGCGUGCAUUUCAGAACUGCUACUCCUCAAUCAGUCUACUCAAAGCGUCAGGAAGAAAGAAAAAAUAGUCGGAAAAUCGUCACGAUCAGAUUCCGAAACUCGUGCAAUUGGUGCCAACUUUGAGAGGCUGUGAUAUUUGGGAACGGAUUGAGGACCCUCUGUGAUUGGUUGCAGCAGCUUUGAAUUCCACCUCCCCGUUUCUUCUUAUUCGUUAGGCGGAUUUCCAUCACUUGUAAAUUGUGACAAAUACCCAUUUACCUUAUUGCAAUAAUAACUGGAGAGUAUUUUGAAACUGAUAGCGACGCACUUUCGGGAGUGAAUGACCCAAGGACUAAAAAGCCAGUGGGAUGUGAACGAUUUUUCGAACAAUUAAAGCUUAAAAGCAGGUUAUGAAAGCUGGAAAGUAAUAGGAGAUCUAGCAGUUCCCUAGAUAAGAGAAUUAUCACAAAAGUUAAUAAAAUAUGAAUCUGAUUGAUGAUUUCUACAACAUCCUACAAACACUACAAUCAGCAAGUAUGGGAAAAUUCAAUUUGAACGCUGGUGAUUCAAAAUAUGAAAAGAUCAACAGCCCUGGUAGAAAUCCCUAGCUACGCCAAUGGGUAGAAUAAUCGAGAUUUCUUGACAAAAAUGGUCCUAGACCCCAUGAUGUUUUGAUAUACUUUUUCAGAUGGGGCUACGAACUGAUUUUUGUUGAUCGAAACCAUUGAAAUUUGCUGGGUUCGAAAAGUAAAUCAGUCAACGAAAAUAAUACACAUCCUAUAUUGACCGCAUGGAUAAUUUAUCAAUACAUUUUUUACGGAAUGCCCAGAACAUUUUUAGGUGAAAAUUCUAAAAAAAAACAAUUUGGUGGAAGGAACCUGCUUUAUUGAUCCAUGGGCCAUUCCCAUUCGUUCCAUAAAUGGUUGUUCGAAAAGCUAUUCUUAUCUCACUGGAAGAAAGUUGGAAUUUGUUUAUAGGUAAACUAUUUCCAUUCGGAUCGCGAAUAAAAAAAAACCUGUGAAAAUUGACAAGACACGUUGAAAAAGAAAUAGAUCAAGAAGUUUUUUUUUAUCAUGACAUGCAAUUACUAAACGAUUGACUUCGAUCAAAACAUGAGAAAACUCCUCGAUUAGGAGGAACGGACAAAACAGCAACACACACAAAAAGAACGAUCGCUUUUAAUAUUGGAAAUAACGAUAAGAAAAAAAAAAACAAACACACAAACAACUUAUAAAUAUUGUACUAGUAGGCAACCCGAUCUUAAAUUUAAGGAUACAAAAAAUAAAGAAAUACAUUUUCAGUGAAAUCAAUCAAAUCAUGAAUUAAAACAAAACAAAAAACAAGGAAGGAAGGAAGAAAAAGCAUAAACAAAAAAGAAGAAGGUGCAAUGAAGAGUCAAAACGUGAAGGCAUAGCCCACAAACUCACACAGUACGAGACAGAAACAAACUCGUAGAAAAAAUCUUAGAUGUCGUCUCUAUUAAAUUGGAUAUCAAUAAAGAAAAAAAA